This is a messenger RNA of Paralichthys olivaceus (Japanese flounder), 1071 nucleotides long. Its product is annotated as cysteine and glycine-rich protein 2-like. The record is from RefSeq and is a predicted model, not a curated record. Gene Ontology annotation, molecular function: actinin binding; structural constituent of muscle. Gene Ontology annotation, biological process: muscle tissue development; sarcomere organization. Gene Ontology annotation, cellular component: Z disc; nucleus; cytoplasm. NCBI's taxonomy places the organism in Eukaryota, Metazoa, Chordata, Actinopteri, Pleuronectiformes, Paralichthyidae.
CACCUUCACUCUUACCGACUACAGUGCAACUCCUCCCCCAACUUCUGACAAGCUGUUUCCUGAACACACCCUGGUGCUGCGUUAACACUGCUCGGCUCACGGAAUCGAACCUGUCCAUCAUCACUGAGUGACAGAGCAGCACACAUUACUCAUUACAUUACUUAAGAUGUCAUACGGAGGAGGGGACAAGUGCGACCGCUGUAAAAGGACGGUUUACUUCGCAGAGGAGGUGCGCAGUGAAGGGGGGAGAUUCCACAAGUCCUGCUUCGUAUGCUGCAGUUGUCGUAAAUGCUUGGACAGCACAACUGUUGCUUCUCAUGAUGAUGAAAUCUACUGCAAGUCGUGCCAUGGCAGGAAGUUUGGGCCAAAAGGCUACGGUUAUGGUGGGGGGUCAGGGGUCCUCAGCAUGGAUGGGGGAGCGUUUGCGUUAAGUGUAACUCAGGAAGAACCAGCUCCUCCUCGCUCUACCAACAACCCAAACCCAUCCAAGCCGGCUCCGAGGUUUGGAGGGGCAGACAAGUGCGCUCGCUGCGGCAAGUCCGUCUAUGCCAAUGAGAAAGUGAUUGCAGCUGGGAGUUCGUGGCAUAAGCUUGGCUGUUUCAGCUGCGCCUUGUGUGGAAAGAGCCUCGAGUCGACCACGUUAACUGACAAGGAUGGAGAAAUCUACUGCAAAGGGUGCUAUGGCAAAGAAUUUGGUCCCAAGGGAUAUGGGUACGGAGCAGGCGCCGGGGCAUUGACGCUCACUAAGUAGAGGCCACUAGGAUCUCCUCCAGCCUGACUGAUUUCCAGAGAACUAUACUACUGCCUUCUUCCUGCAGGGAGCAGACUACUGCCAGUCUACAUGCACCUGACUAACACAUGAUUUAUUUAAAGGCUGCAUAAUAAACCUACAGAAGAAAAUGUAACACCACUGGAGUCACAUUUAAAGAUAGUGAUCAUUUGUGCUGUUGACACCACAUUUAAUUCUGAGUUUCAUAUCUGAUGAAAUUGAAUUGGUGAUUUGUACUUUCUGCAAGUGAAUGGUAUCUUCUUAUUGUGGGACUGUUUUCCUCUCUGCAAAUUAAAUCUCUU